UCUUUUAAAUUUUAAAUUUUAAAUUUUUAUUUCUGAUUUUCGUUUCUUUGAUUCCUGUCAGCAACAGUGCAAAGAGGAUCUCUGCCCCUACGAGGGAGAGGAUCCGAAGCCGGUAGGGUGAAGCCCAAUCUCAACACUAGCCAUGUGUGAUUGCGUUUUCUCGACCUUUCAACCCUCCCAUGGCGUUCAAAUUCGGGAAUUAGGGUUCACCAGGAGCUGUCAAAGACCAAGAAAUGCACCAAUGCGAAAGGUGGGUUCCCGAAAAUUUUCAAUCCUAUCAGUUGCUUCCAAUUCAGGCAGCAAGGGCUGUGGAAAUGGUGGUCUGCGGUUCGCUGCGAGUGGUUACGAAGCAAAAUCAAGGAUUUCUGCAAAUUUUAGUGGAAAUUUGGGAGUGGCAGGGUCAGAAGACUACGAGUUUAACAGCGAAUUAGGGUGUAAGGAGAAAGAAGAGAAGCAUUUCGGCCCCCAAAGUAGUCCAAUUAAUGGUGAGACCAGCGUGGUUGAUUUUCUUGAGUUGAAGGAUGGUUCAGAGGGUGAGAAGAGAAGAAGAAAGAGAGAGGGAGGCUUGAAACAAGACGAAGAUUAUUUGGUCCGAAUUGAAGAUUCCGAAUGUGCCGGUUCGAAGAUUGAGGAGUCUGUGAAGCUUCAUGGAAGGCGGGGGUUGAAGAACGGAAGGCAAGUGAUGAGGAGAUCGAGAAUACUUGCCAAGCAAGUUAUCAGCAUGCAAUCUGCUCUUAGCUUGGGUUUCGUCUCGCAGCUUUGGGUGGACACUGCCUCUUGGGUGGUAUUGGUUGUAGAAGUGAGGCCAAACUUGCUUUCUGGGGAAUCAGAAAGGUUUCUUCUAGAGGAAGUUUUCCAGGUUGGUGAUGUUGUGCUUCUCCGUGAUGAGAGAGUGAUGGAAUAUGAACUUAAAAUGGUUGGACUGGAAACGCUGGUAGGAUAUAAUGUUGUAACACCCAGUCAACGAAAGAUUGGAAGGGUUCGGGGAUACACUUUCAACAUUAACUCUGGGGUUGUUGAAUCACUUGAGCUUGAUUCAUUUGGAAUUUCCAUUAUUCCAUCUAAUUUGGUAACCACCUAUGCCUUGCUUGUUGAGGAUGUGCUAGAAGUUGUAUCUGACACAGUUGUCGUGCAUGAAGCUGCAGCCUCAUGCCUACAGAGGCUGACAAAGGGUUUCUAUGACACCAAGUCCCUGAAGGAGGGGAUGUCCACUGAUGGUCCAGGAGAAUACUCAGUCUCUAAAAUACCUGUUCAAUCAGAUCGUCGUCGGAGAACACGGAGAAGUUUUAGUAGCCAGAAGCACCAUCCAAAAAUGAGAGAAACAGAAGAUGAUUGGGAUCUUCCAAUGGACUAUUUAUGAUCUGUAGAGCUGUGAACCCAGCUGCAGUGGGGGCUUGGUCAUGUUGUGUGGCCCUCACAUGUAAAUAUAUUUGUAGUGGUUGUAAAUUUGUAAUGCUGUCUCCUUAAUUUCUGUUUGCCCUUUUUAAUUAGGUUGCUUAUUAUUGUGCAAUCUCUCAUAUAUUUAUAUUAUUGAUACUCCCUCUGAACUCGGUGCAAGUGUUUUAUUUCAGAACCUGGGCUUCUGAGUGUAACCUCAUCUGUUAUAAGUGUCGGCAUAUAUGGCAUUCGUAAUCAUCGCGGGCUCUUGUAGCUCAAGCAGAGAAGAAGAGACAAGCGAAAACUCCAUGCUUUGCGCUCCUCUCUGCUCGCGCCUUGCAAGCACCGGCCUUGCUUAUAUUAUACCCUUGGAGCAUGUUCAAAAAGAUGAUGAAUCAUGGAGCUCAACAAUAGUACGCUUGGUAGUUUGUUUUUGCCAUCGACACUGGAGUUUUAUCUAGAAGUGCGUACUCAUCAGGAUUCGUUUAUGGAAUGGAAUGAGGUGAAAAUAUUUUAGUUCGGAACAUGUAAUUAAUUAUAGCAGCAAAUUAUUUGGUUUGUUCAGUCUUAUGUAGAUUUCAUGUAUUUUUAGUGAAAUGAAAUCUCACAUUUAGUGAAGGAUUCCCAAUAAAA
Molecule: messenger RNA, 2010 nt
Organism: Malania oleifera
Lineage: Eukaryota; Viridiplantae; Streptophyta; Magnoliopsida; Santalales; Ximeniaceae
Exons: 7
Coding region: 143-1360 (405 amino acids)
Source: RefSeq, a predicted model, not a curated record